This is a messenger RNA of Pseudo-nitzschia multistriata, 1006 nucleotides long. The record is from the annotation of a GenBank genome assembly. Lineage: Eukaryota; Bacillariophyta; Bacillariophyceae; Bacillariales; Bacillariaceae.
GAAGAUCAGCGCCAGCGUCGUUGCACUGUUUGGGGCCGUAGUUGCCCCACUGGUCAUGGUGCCGUUUGCGGAUGCUCUUUCUCCGUCGUGCCCAUCUUCCUACCAAACCCCUACCGCUCCACCAUUUGACCAAUCUUGUCAAAACGUUUGCGCAAAUGGACCGAACGCAGGGGAGGUUGUCGGGCCUUCCAUUUUGACUUCUGGAGAGGCAUCGCAGUAUGAAGUUGCAGUCGUUUAUUUCGGACACCAAAACUGAGGUGUGUAACAUUUGGACACGUCGUCAUCCAGUUUUCUUUACAAAACUUAUUGUCUGUUUCUCUUGCAGGUUGUCUGAGAGUCGGUUGUCUCAGAAUCCUUUUUCAACCGAAUCCUAACCAAUCACUUCUCCUAUGGCAUGUUAACGUUCUCUUCCUACCAAACAAAUAGGCGGAUGCGUUGGCAUGGUUUCUACCAUGGCCAACGCAUACAAUACGCUCACCGAUGAAGAUCGUGAGCGCGUUUUUAUGCUCGCUGUCGGACAAAAUGACUAUUCGAUGAGCAAUCAAAACUUUUGUCAAGGUUUUGCGGCAUGCGCCGAUGAAAGCGGCUCGCCUUGGUGGAACGAUGUGGCUGCCGCCCAACGCGAUGUCAUCUUUUACAUGAAGACGGAUCCCACCGAUGAUAGUUCCUGGGAAUUCUAUUGCCAUUAUUCCAUGAACACUGGGAGGGGAGAAUUUGCCGAUACUAUCCAAGAAAUGCUAAGUAUUACAGCGGCCAAUGCGAUGGACCUUGACGAAUCGGAUUUCCUAGGAAAUGGAACGGAUGUCUUUGGGAACGAGACCAUGUUCGAACCCGACGAAUUAUCUUCAAAUAGUAUCACUGCAAUGAGUAGUGUUUCUUCCUCUUCAUCUAUGACUUCGACCUUUUUGUUAUCCAUCAUGGUAUCUGGAUCAAUUUUGGUCUGGUCCAUGCAAUAAUCAGGCAAUUGAUUAGUUCAUGCUGUUCAAAAUGAAAGUUAUGUGUCGAA